UAACUGAAGUUUGCUGUAAACGUCACCUUUAAAUUGAAAUUCAGCUAACUUAAGUGGGUUGUUGUUCUCCAGGCUUGUUAUUUAUUUUCUCCACUUACAUUUCCCCACACAAAAUAAAAUAAUGCUUCGACAUUCAAUUCAACGCAUUAGUAUAGCUCGACACACUUGCUUAAAGACUUGUAUUGCUUCAUAUACAACUUCUUUGAAACCCUCAGCUAAGACUAUUGAAGCCGAACUUCAACAAGCACCGAAUCGUACUAAUACUUGGUCUGAAAAUCAACGUCCAAAGGCAAAAGCUAUGGCUGGGCCACGUUUCGAACAAAUUGAUAUGAGUACUCAGCCUAACCCUAUGGCAGCCAUUGAACUUAUUGCUGAAGUGCCCAUUCAAUUUGUGAGCAAGAGAAUUGUUCAUUGCGAUGGUGGCGGUGGGCCUGUAGGUCAUCCUAGAGUCUAUAUCAAUUUAGAUAAGCCUGGUCCUCAUUCUUGCGGCUAUUGUGGAAUUCGCUUCCAAAAGACAGAAGAACAUCAUCAUUAGAUACUAUUUUAUAUUAUUAUAAAAUAUUACUACUUGUAUUUAUUUUUA
Molecule: messenger RNA, 583 nt
Organism: Cokeromyces recurvatus
Lineage: Eukaryota; Fungi; Mucoromycota; Mucoromycetes; Mucorales; Mucoraceae
Product: zinc-finger domain-containing protein
Exons: 4
Coding region: 122-535 (137 amino acids)
Biological process (GO): mitochondrial electron transport, NADH to ubiquinone
Source: RefSeq, a predicted model, not a curated record